GCACGGCGACGCUCGUACAGGCGAGUAGUUAGUGGUGCGUGUUCUCGCAUAUUGCUUCACGAAACGCGAUCGGCGAUGAGCAAACGAAAGACGGCAGGCGCGAAUUUCUCACGGGCAAUUAGAGAGAUCGCGGCAUUUCUGCGGCCAAACGGAUUCGGAGGUGUAUACUUACCGCGGCAUUAUUCGUCCGACGUGAAAAUCGAAUGGCCGCGAGACGGGAAUUGUAUAGAUUAUCGUUUCAUCACGACAAGCAAAUUGCUUGCCUAUAGCUAAGCACUGUUUCGGAUAUGUCGCGUCGUGCUCUUUUCUCUCGUCAAACGAUGAAACUUUGUCCUUCAUUACACUCUCAGAUCGGUAGUAUAAGCGAAGUGAGCGCGAAUCGAAUGGCUCGAGUAGAGAAAAGCCGCGCCACAUCAGAGAUGCCUGGGAAUAAUUGCCCGAAAAUUCAGGGAAAUAAUUUCUUUUUCGCGUAAAUUUGUUUCGCAAUGCGUGAAUAUUUUUGACGACGAAUUAGCUAAAGCUGUAGGCAAUACUUCUUUUUUUUCCGCGGCGUACACCUCGAUCGUCCCACGUUUUGUUUUCAUUUGCGCUACGAGACUCGAGCGAGCGAUUACGUGAUGUGUCUCCGCGCUAUUAUUUCUCAAAACGCGAUUAUUCCGCGCGAACAAUUAACUGUUAUUGGACCGCGCGUUUAACAAACUCGUGAUAGUCACGGUCCGUAAGUGCGCGACGAGGUGAUUUUAUCGAAAACAGAUAUAUCUAGCGUGAUUUAGUCACUCAAGCUCAGGGAAUCCGCGUGACAAACGAACGGAAAUAAUAAAGCAUUGUUUUAUUACGGAUAAUAUCCGGGUUGUAAUGCGCGGUGCAACACAAACAAAUUGUAUAAUCCAAAUAACGAAAGGCCGUGUAUAUGAUACGUCGAUCGUUCAGUAAUAACGUUUCGUAUAUACCUAGUGCGCGAGAUAGCGCGUCGCCGUAUAAUUAAUAGUCGAGAGUGACAAAGUGUCGCGCGAUUCGUAAUUAACCGCGUUUUCGCAAGUGUUAUGUUGAGUGAGUGCAACGAAGGAAUGUGGAGAGAGGGAGAGGAGGCAUCAGGCGACGGCGAAGCAACCGCGGAAGACGUAUCGUGAACCUCGCCGGCGGGCAGGAGGAGCGCGCAGUGGCGGAAGGAAAGGAGAUGACACGCGGGGUCGCACGAGAGAACGAAGCCGCGAUCUUUCCGCGCGCGCGCAAAUAACGAUCGAGGAGAGCUAUACGGCCUUGGGGGGCACGGCGAAUGACAGCUUCUGACCGAUCGACAGUCGCUUAUACGUAUAUUAGCGGCCGCUUAGCGCCGACGACGGUCCAUUCGAGUUUCGCAAUCUCUCUCUUUCGAUCGCCAAUCGCGAUCUCAAGAGUUCGGUUCUCUUUCACGCCGGCCGGAGUAUAGGAAGAAGUCGAGAGAUCCGCCCCCGAGAUCUCGUUAGUAUCUCGUUCCCUCGAACGAAAUACGAGGCGCGACGAAAGUGGCAGCACAAUGUAGCGCGGUGACCUCGGCCGAGAGGUUGCGGACUUUCUUCAACGCGCGAAGCAAAACUGCGAGAAAAAAUUCGACGAGUGAUUACCCGCGAGUGAGAAACAAACGCGCGACCAUGAAGACGAUGGGCGACGUGGUCGCGGAUCCCAUCGACGAGACCGACGGCACGGUGCAGCCCUCCAGCGCGGGCAAGGAGUUCGGCCAGAGGACACUGAGGUCUUUGAAGAGAGGACUGGGCCGGCUCUGGAGGAGGCACAGAGGCAACGCGUCGAUUACCGAAUACGAUCCCUCCUACAAAGUCGCGUAUCUCGGAAAUGUGCUGACCGGAUGGGCCAAGGGCGAAGGCUGCGUCGAGAAGCCCGUGUCGACCCUAUGGCGGAACUACGUAGGCAGCAACAGGCCGGACGUCACCAUGAGGCUGACGGUGACCAACGGUGGCCUGACCGCGACCACCAAGGACCACGGCCUAACCGAGUACUGGGCCCACCGUGUGACUUACUGCACGGCCCCGGCCACUCACCCGCGACUCUUUGUCUGGGUGUACCGGCACGAGGGCCGCAGACUGAGGCCCGAAUUGAGGUGUCACGCGGCCCUGUGCAGCAAGGAGUCUACCGCAAGACGGCUCGCCUCGAUCUUGAAUGCCAGGCUGCAGCAGGCGCUCAUGGAAUUCCGCCGGGACAAGGUCUCCAGGCAAAACGCCAGGUUGUCUCUGGCGAACGCGUUGUACGACAAUCCGUCGUUACCGCGUAGGAAGCUGCUUCUGAGCACCGGCGGCCAGAACUAUCGGCCGCCCUUGGAGAGGUCGAAGAGCGCGCCUAAGCUGUCGGCGAUCGAGGAGGAUACGGUGGCCGAGGAGAUGGAGCAGCAGAGGCUGCUGGAGGAGCUGCAUUCCUUCGAGAACGUGGCGCGUAGCUGGGAGGACCAGGAUGGCUGGAGGAUAGCCAGACUGCUCGACGCCCUCAAUCGCGAGUCCGACGAGAACGGUAGCAUCUCCAGCGGAUGCGAAACCGCCAGCACGGCGACCAGCGAGGAGAGAGCCACCGGCCCUGAAGAGCAUCUCGCGCAGAAUCAAAGCGAUCAGCGCGGGUCGAUCAAGAGGAUUAUCUUUUCGGAGGAUCGAAUCGGCAGAGGGUCAGGACCGCGAAGGAACUCGGAAGGUUCGCCGCACUUCAUGACGUGCGCCGGCAGUCCCCGUUUCAAUUCCGUCAAUCCCAUGAAGAGGUUCCCCUUGAGGAGCGAGGAGGAAGAAUCGAUGGAGGAGGAAGAAGAGGAGAUGGAGGACACCGCCUCGAACAUGUUCGAUUUCGAGGACGUCGAGGAUCUCGACGACGUGGUGGAUUAUCGGCCGAGGGGAGAGGUGAUGAACAGGAUCGAGGAUCCGCAGAAGAGGGAGAGGCGAGCGAACGAGAAGUAUCCUGGCAGGAUAGGCCACGAUUUUCUGCAGAAUGAGGAGACCUCGUUCCUGACUCUGGACUCCCUCGACGAGGAGGCCGACAGCGAUGAGAGCGGUUACGUGGAGGCGCCACCAAAGUCUUUACUAGGUCAAGACGACAAGAAAGAAGAGGACGAGAACGAGCAUCCGCGAUUGGAGCCUUUUGCGAGUAAAAGAGAGGACAAAUCGGAGUCGACGUGUAGAACCGACUGCAGCGAGAGUCAGAGAACGAAGCACGAGGAUUCUACGUUAGAUAAGCAAGAGGAGAGACAAACGGAGAAGAAAGAUCCCUUAUUGGUGGUCAGCGAUAAUCAAAGAAUCAAGGAGAGGGAAAGGGAGAGAGUGGACUUCAAGUAUCCUAUCUCGGAGACUAUCAGAAAGUUGGCUAGCGCGUCACUCAGGAAUUCCAAAUCUUUCGAGAUGACGAGCAACAAUUGCUUGAGCGUUCUAAAUAAUUUUAAAACCUCCAAGUCAUUCGACAGCGUGAAGAAUGACGAGAUUGCCGUGGAUUCGCCAAGUCUUCACCAAAGGAAGCAAUUGUUGGCACAGCGCGGUGUCAUGGUUUGAAAUGUCCCUUUCGAGUUGAAUAUUUUUCCGAUUCUAUAUUGCAAAUCGAACGGAAAUCGAUGAAUAAAUAUUUAUCUGUCAAUUUAUCAUGAACCAUCGCAAAAAUAGAAUUAUGUUUUGUAAAAAUCGAGUAUACAACUAAUAGCGGCUGCACCGAUUGCACAUUUCGGGUGUUGUAUGUUCGGCUGGUCGAAUGAUGCAGUCCCUCGCCAGUGCCGCGUGUUCGUUUGGAUUCGAUAUGCCGCACAGGUGCAUAUUGAAUGUACACAAAGUGGCUUUCACAAAUUAGUCGGGGCCAGUGUAGUUGGUGUAAUUGCACUAUACCCAUUUGCACCAACUCUACAUUGUGCACUGGUGGCACACUGGUGCAGAUUGGUGCGGACCAGCUGAAAUCGAGCAAGAGCGUAUAAAUUAGCAUGCAAUAGAUUUAUUAAAUUGUAUAAAUUAUUUUGUUUUCGUCAAAAUAUUUGGAAUCGUUUUCCUCAUUGUUGGUCAUAGACGUGUUCAUAGAUAAAUCGAUUCGAUGACAAAUGCAUUUGAGUUCUGCCAAAGUCAGUAGAAAAAUCUGUUUGAAUAAUGCAGCAGUAAUUAAGAUAUUGUUCAAAUAAUUUGCUAGACUUUGAAAAAUCCCGCUUAAAUCUUUGAAUGCAAGUCAAAAUCACUAUCGCCAAGUUAUAACGAACACUCAGUAUCGGGAUUCGACUUAAGCGCAACACUCUAAAUGAUGUGGUCUCUCUAGCUGGUUGAUUUCUUGCGUCUGAGGAAAAAAAAUACACUAAAACCGACGAUACAUUAAAACUGACUAAAAGCCAUUCAACUAAAUUAAAUUUGAUACACAAAAUAAACUAAAUCGGGUAGUGGAAAAAUCAUUAUUAUGUCACUAAUAAUUUUCAGAUAAGCUAUGAUCACAACAUUAUUGGUUUAUUCUUUAACAACAUGACUAGAAGGAUGUUAUUUAUUUUUUUAAUUGUUUUAUUGUAAAACUGUCUGGUUCUUGACGUUAGAACUACAGGUUGACAAGAAAAAUAUACUAUUUAUGUAUAUGGCAUAUAUGUACAAGGCGGAUGUAAAAAUCUUGGAGUUAUCUUUGAUAUCCAUGUUCGCGUAUUGUAAAUGUAAUCGGAAAUUAGAAGCAUCCUGUUUGAUAGAACAGCCUCUAUCAAAUAAUGCAUGCAUUCGGUAGAAUUGGAAUAAAAUCAACUCGUAGAAACAUAGUCUUGUCCAAUUGCAAAUGAGCUGGCUAAUUUAGCAAUAUGACUUUUCGUGUUGUUGAUAUUAGGCUUCCGUAAGCAACAUUUGAACGUGGAAGUCUGUAUUCGAAUAUUAAUCAUAAAGGGACCAUUGAUCGAACUAUUUAAGCUGUCGACAGUGCACUGUGUCUUGUUGAUUAUCAUGUUAAUAUUGUUCGAUAGACGAAUUAUUAGUAAACGAAGUUAAGUUUGGAAUCUUGUGGAAUAGGAGAUGUCAUAAAUCGAAGGCGGUAUAAUUAAGCAAGAUUUAAGUGACCAUCACGCUUGUAAAUACGACUUUUCGCGAAGUGGAAAAAUCGACAAAACAUCGUUGCUCGUAAUUAUUACUACGAGUGAGAACGCAAAUAGAAAAUAGACACUGGUAGAAUACGGCGAUUGCGUUCACUCACUCGCGCAACAUUCCAACGCAAAUCAUCCUGCGAACGAUCGAUAAUUAUUCUGGUGCGAAUACCAUAUGUAUAUCCAUCGCUAUUCGGGACAUUCAACAAUACGUUUGUCCGAUUAUUAGUCCUGAGAGAGGUUCAGCGCUUUAAUGUGACAUUAAGUUUUUAUUUAAAUGAAUAUAAACGCGACGUAUCCAUCAUCACACGCAUGCUCCAUUAUAUACAAAAAAUAAAAAAAACUCGCGAUAAUUUGUUAAAUCAGGAACAAACGUCAUAUUUCUUUUUUUUUCUAUCGAUCGAUGACCGUAAGAAAAAAAAAACUGUUUAGUGCGUAGUUACAAAUGUACUUCGCGCGACAAUAAUAUAUAUGCACAUUAAUUUGUCGGUCUGUAUAUUAUUAUGACAGAAAUCAAACAUUCCGUUGCAAGCCGAUCUGCAGCAGUAGUACACGUUAUUAUCGGUAACGACGACGCUUACUCGCGUAACAAUAAAAUAGCUCAGUGUCAUCAGAUGAGAUCGUCAAAGACCAAUAUUCCGAAUCCGAGCAUGCCCGUCGAGGGUUUCGAGCCGUCGACGCGAAACCCGAGAAAUAUUUUGUGCCAGAUUACGGCCAGAGUCUCUAUCACGAUGAUCGUUGUGUACGAAGAAGAGGAGGUAUCAAUAAAAUAAAAGGAAAACUCGAAA
Messenger RNA from Wasmannia auropunctata (little fire ant), 5832 nucleotides. RefSeq names its product trichohyalin. The record is from RefSeq and is a predicted model, not a curated record. Bases 1632 to 3515 code for a protein of 627 amino acids. NCBI's taxonomy places the organism in Eukaryota, Metazoa, Arthropoda, Insecta, Hymenoptera, Formicidae. The transcript has 5 exons.